AUGAAGAUCACCACAGCGCCAUGGGCGGCGUUCCUGCUCGCCAGCUUCGGGCGCGCCCUCGCGGGCGUCGUGUUCACCAACGACGACUAUUACAUCUACGCUGGGCAGCCAUUCACUAUCACCUGGACCGACGCGCGCGGGCCCGUCACGAUAACACUCAUGGAAGGGCCCGACAUCGACCUGCAGGAGGUCCUGGUCAUCGUGUCGGGUUACCAGGGACAGGAAUACACGUGGACGCCGCCGCCGACGCUGGCCGCCGGCUCGUACGAGCUACAGAUCAGCGACGGCGGCAGCACCGACUACUCGCCGCGCUUCACGUACCCGGCGCCGCCGACAAGCCCGGCCAGCUCCAGCGGUCUGAAUCCUACUGACACAGGACCAUCGCCGUCCUCGGCAGCCUCCUCGCCGUCGUCCUGCUCCUCCUGCUGGUAUACAUCCUCACCGCGCGCCACCGCCGCCGCCGGCGCAGACGCCUCGCUGCAGCAGCAGCAGCAAGUGCAGGUGCAGCCGAGGGCGGCGGCGACGGGGGCGCGCCGAUGA
This is a messenger RNA of Thermothielavioides terrestris NRRL 8126, 540 nucleotides long. RefSeq lists its product as uncharacterized. The record is from RefSeq and is a predicted model, not a curated record. The transcript is spliced from 2 exons. The coding region runs from base 1 to 540 and encodes 179 amino acids. NCBI's taxonomy places the organism in Eukaryota, Fungi, Ascomycota, Sordariomycetes, Sordariales, Chaetomiaceae.